AUGAGUCAGCUAGCUAAAUUGGAUAACGUAGCUGUUGUGCGCCACGUUCUCAACUAUGCAGUGCUGCGCAUCGAUGUCGGUAGUACCAUGGGGUGGGGUCUGUACAGGGACUGCUGGGCGGGUGAGACUAGCGGGUAUGUGUCGUACUUCCUUAGGGACGACGACGAGGAUGUGACGCUGGUAGGCGCAACUGAUCUGGCGGGUGGGUAUGAUUUCAACGUCGUGCCGCUUGUGCUCUGCGGUGUGAAAGGAGUUGAUGAAAAAAUAGAGAAGUUCGUCCAGUUUUUCACAGCGGUUGCCGCCAAGUACAAAGCAAUGUACAGCGCGGUGUAUGGGAACUGGCUCAAGCUGCUGGAGAGCUAUUGCUACUUUAGCAGCUCGCUGGUGUGGCACAACUGGUCAAAGUGGUGCCAGAGUAAUGGAUCUUCAAAACUGGACAAGGAUACGAGCACAUACCUGUACGACAAAUUGAUUGCCAACUAUCUUAUACUGGGUGAAUCGAACCAGUACAGCAUUGAUCAGUUCACUACAGUUUUGAAAAAUAGGAUGUUGAGGAUCUACAACAGCACAAGAAAACGCACUUUUGGUAAAAAAAAAAUAGAGAACUAUAACCCUUAUUUGAAUUACGGUAUUUGGUUCGACUUGUCUAAUGGUAUUGUUUUGUUCAUUAAUUGUGAAUUGGCAGCCACAAUUGAGCUAAAUGAAAUGAAAUUGCACUCCAGUUUCGGAGCCUGUAUUGACGAGCUGCCCAUCGAUGACCUUGUUCGUAAAUUACUGGUGUUCUGUAAUAUGAGUCUAGUCGAAUGUUUGAUGAGGGAAACGAGUGGGCCGUUCAGUUAA
Messenger RNA from Nakaseomyces glabratus, 840 nucleotides. RefSeq names its product Ndj1p (gene NDJ1). The record is from RefSeq and is a predicted model, not a curated record. NCBI's taxonomy places the organism in Eukaryota, Fungi, Ascomycota, Saccharomycetes, Saccharomycetales, Saccharomycetaceae.